AUGUUCAAACCCAAGACAACAAACCUAAACAAGCAAAAAUACCCUGAAACCAUGGAAGAUUAUAACGCCGCACUGUCUUUGAUCCUCCAAGGAUGUAAGUUGGCUAAGGAGCUAGAGUCGAACGUCGAGAACCCGGCGAGCGAGCCAAGCGCCCUCGCGAGCUUCUGCGACGAGAUCGUGAAGGUCCUCGAUGAAGCGAGGGGAAGGCUGCGUAAUGAUCAUCAUCAAGAUCAUGCAGGCGAUGAUCAGAUGCAGAUGAAUGUCCAUGAUGCCAAUUUACAUGAAUGGCUGAUGAGGUCUAAUAGUUGUUACGCUGAUCAAGCAAUGGACAUGACUGCUCAUGAUCAAGACAUGUCCGGAAAUAAGAUGGGCAGUACUGUUCCGUUUCUGGUCUCAAGUAUUGGACAAAGACCGCGAAGAAGGAAAGAUGAUGCUGAGACUCGCAUAGUGAAUAUGGCUGCGCCUCAAAUUGGAAACACUGAAAUCCCACCGGAUGAUGGGUACACUUGGCGCAAAUAUGGCCAGAAGGAAAUUAUGGGCUCAAAGUACCCUAGGGGCUACUAUAGGUGCACCCACCAGAAGCUCUACGAUUGCCCCGCCAAGAAACAAGUCCAGCGGCUAGAUCACGAUCCGUCCACCUUCGAAGUCAUAUACCACAGUCAUCACACGUGUCACAUGUCGGCCACGGCCCCGUCCAUGUUACCGUCACAGCCGAUAAUUAUAUCACAAGACAUGACACAUACUGUGGCUGGUAGAAGAUGGCUUUCCGUGGAAUUCAGCACGGCACUUGGCCACGGAACCGGUACUAGUUCCGGUGCAUGCACGUCGGGUACCGGUGCCAGUACCGGGCGGUACAAUAAAGAUCAAGUGAGUCAUGAUCAGUUCCCUGUGGUGGACAUGGCCGAUGUAAUGUUUAAUUUUGGCAGCAGCAGUACUAGCAACAGCAUGGAUUUUUUGUUCCCUUCAGUGGAAGAAAAGAAUAACGACAAUAAGGGAACAAGAAAAAUGUCUGAUUAA
Morus notabilis is the source of this 1017-nucleotide messenger RNA. Its product is annotated as WRKY transcription factor 55. The record is from RefSeq and is a predicted model, not a curated record. Gene Ontology annotation, biological process: regulation of DNA-templated transcription. The transcript has 4 exons. Gene Ontology annotation, molecular function: DNA-binding transcription factor activity; sequence-specific DNA binding. NCBI's taxonomy places the organism in Eukaryota, Viridiplantae, Streptophyta, Magnoliopsida, Rosales, Moraceae. The coding region runs from base 1 to 1017 and encodes 338 amino acids.